This is a messenger RNA of Rotaria socialis, 2292 nucleotides long. The record is from the annotation of a GenBank genome assembly. Lineage: Eukaryota; Metazoa; Rotifera; Eurotatoria; Philodinida; Philodinidae.
AUGUCAUCAAAUAAUAAACCUGUUGAUCCAAAACUACAACAACUCUUUCCUUUACCAAGCGGUUUGCGUGCGAAUGUUAGAAAAACUGAUGUUGUUAUACAAGCACAUCGUACUGAACAAGACUAUUUUGAAUCUGAUGAUCUUGAUGAUGAAUCACACCGUAAAACGAAGGCAGCUGCUGCUAAAAAAUUAAAUGACGAUUUAGAUUAUCUACCUGCACCAGGCAGUCCCAGUUAUCAAGCAGAACAAAAAGAAGAAGAGGAAGAUGACGAGGAGGACGAUCCACUUGAACAAUUUAUGAAAGCAAAUAAUAAUCAAGCUAAAAAAGAUUUAGAAGCAGUUGGCAAGAAAAAAGAAAAGAAACAAGAAAAAGGAGUACGCGAAGAUAUUGACAAAGAAGAUGAUCAGGAAUCAUAUUUUCGUUGGCUUGAAGAAAAUCCAAAUGCUGGUUUACCAAUCGGAGAUGACGAUGACGAAGAUCGGGAAUUACAAUAUGAUGAUGAUGGUAAUUUAAUUGCUCCGGAGAAAUCAAAACAUAUUGAUCCUCUUCCUCCUAUUGAUCAUUCUACAAUUCAAUAUGCACCGUUCGAAAAGAAUUUUUAUGUUGAACAUGAAGAUAUUCGUAAUCUAUCGAAUCAACAAGUCAACGAUUUAAGACAUAAGCUUGGUGUUAACGUUCGUGGUGCAAAUAUUCCUAGUCCAGUGGUUAGUUUUGCUCAUUUUGGCUUCGACGAACGUUUGAUGAAAACACUCCGUAAAUCUGAAUUCGCGACACCGACACCUAUUCAAACACAAGCCAUUCCAAGUGCAUUAAGUGGACGUGAUAUAAUUGGUAUUGCUAAAACUGGUAGUGGAAAAACUGCUGCAUUUGUUUGGCCAGCUAUUGUUCAUAUUAUGGCUCAAGAUCAACUUCAAGUAGAUGAUGGUCCAAUUGUUUUAAUUUGCGCACCAACACGUGAAUUAGCUCAACAGAUUCAUCUCGAAUGUAAAAAAUAUGGAAAACCGUAUAAUAUAAAUUCGGCAUGCGCAUUUGGUGGUGGAAAUAUGCAUGAACAAAUAGUGGCUUGUAAAGAAGGAUGCGAAAUACUUGUUUGUACACCUGGCCGCCUGAUUGAUUUAGUUAAAAAGAAAGGUACAAAUUUAAAUCGUGUUACAUAUCUAGUUUUCGAUGAAGCUGAUCGAAUGUUUGAUAUGGGUUUUGAACCACAAGUUCGUUCGAUUGCUGAUCACGUACGACCUGAUCGACAGUGUUUAUUGUUUAGUGCAACAUUUAAGAAAAAAGUUGAAAGAUUAGCACGAGAUAUUCUUACCGAUCCUGUUCGUAUUGUUCAAGGUGAAGUUGGUGAAGCUAAUCAAGAUAUUCUUCAAAUAGUUCAGAUUAUGCAAAAUGGUUCAAGCAAAUGGGCAUGGCUUUUAUCUAAAUUGGUUGAAUUUACUGUGUUAGGAAAAGUUCUCAUUUUCGUCACACGAAAAGAUAAUUGUGCAGAAUUAGCAAAAAAUCUUAAAGAAAAUGGUUUCACUGCUGGUCUUAUACAUGGUGAUAUGGCACAAUUCGAUCGUACACAAGUCAUCAAUGAAUUUAAAAAACGAGAUGUACCAAUUUUAGUUGCUACCGAUGUAGCUGCACGUGGUCUUGAUAUACCGUCAAUACGAACGGUAGUUAAUUAUGAUGUCGCACGUGAUAUUGAUACACAUACGCAUCGAAUUGGUCGAACAGGACGCGCUGGUGAAAAAGGAACAGCCUAUACAUUGUUAACACCAGCAGAUAAAGAAUUCGCACCAAAUCUUGUGAGAAAUUUAGAAAAUGCAAAUCAAGUUGUUUCGGAUGACUUAUUCAAUAUGGCUAUGCAAAUUAGCCAUUUUGCUAAUACUCGAAGUCGACAUGGUGGUGGUGGUGGUGGUGGUGGAAAACAUUUUGCUCUUGGAAAUCGUGUACAACGAGAACGACCUGGCUUUGGUUCACAUAGUGGAUCAUCAUCAUCAACAUCGGUAGCUGUUGUUGACUCUUCCAAUCCUUUUGAUUACAAUGGGCCAUCAACGAAAAACACACCUGCAAUUGGCCCUAUGACAGAUUGGCGUGGAGGUUCGGCGGCAACCUCUGGUACAAGUAGAAAUUCAGCUAUGAAAGCAGCAUUUCAAUCUCAAUUCAAAUCAAGUUUUGUCGCAGCGACAGAUACUGGCCUUAAAAAUCAUUCAGUAGCUGUGCCUAGUUCGGUAACACAAAAGCGAGCUGGACAGGCAAAUAAGUCUGAUUCAACAGCAACAACAAAACGAAGUCGAUUUAGUGAUUAA